Ctenocephalides felis (cat flea) is the source of this 2176-nucleotide messenger RNA. RefSeq lists its product as uncharacterized. Lineage: Eukaryota; Metazoa; Arthropoda; Insecta; Siphonaptera; Pulicidae. The record is from RefSeq and is a predicted model, not a curated record. Gene Ontology annotation, biological process: negative regulation of phosphorylation. The transcript is spliced from 3 exons. Gene Ontology annotation, cellular component: endoplasmic reticulum. Bases 1 to 2037 code for a protein of 678 amino acids. Gene Ontology annotation, molecular function: protein phosphatase 2A binding.
AUGACGUGCUCAGCAUCCGCCUUAGUCACUCCACCCAAGCAAUAUCAAUUAGAAUUGGUAUUAUUUAUCCCAAUUCUACUCAGAACAGAAAAGGAUGAAUAUAUUAUGAACAAAAUUAAAGUGUUAUUAAAUGAACAGUAUUAUAUACCAGUAUUAAGAUCUGAAGAUAAAAGUACACAGCCAAAAAUUGGUGAACCUUUCUCACCUAAGAAACCUCUAGUACUCAACACUAAUAUUUUAUCUCCAAAGAUUGAAAUUCAGGCUUUUGCUGGGCCUAUGAGUAAGAAAGAUGCUGAUGAGUUUUCAAAAAAAUGGAAAAAUUCUUAUAUAACUAAUAAUCAUGGAAAUCAAUCUGCAGAUUUGUCAGUAAUUGAUGAAAAUGAUUCAUCUUUUGAGCAAUCAAAAGAUUCAGAUAAUUUGGUUGAAAAUACUGCCAGCAGCACUCCAAAAAAGAUUAAUUUUGGUGCAUCUUGCAAAUCACCUUUAGUUCGUUUCAAACAGCAGAAUUUGUUGAUGAGCCCCUCUAAAGGACAAAUAUCACCCAUUAAAGGUUCACCAAUUAAGGAACACCAUAAUCAUUUGCUUGAUUUAGAUAAAGGUCUGGAAAGACUUGGCCGGAAAAUUGCUAGAGAAAAAGUUACUGGUUGGCUUGAAUUUUGGCCAUUUUUAGGAACAUUUACUAAUUUUGAAUGCCAAAAAGGUUUAAAAUUAUUGGAAAAUUAUUUGAAACAAAGAAUACAAAAGGAAUAUUCUCUAAAUAAUAAUUCAUAUGAAAAAUCACUUCGAUCUGUUUCAUUAGAGUUCACAGAAAAUUUUUGUGCACAAGACAAUAUAUCAAAUGAUUGUGUAAGUCCAAUAACAGAUUUAUGUUUAGCUUUUGAAAAUUGCCAAAUUAAUUCUAAAUCAAGCAUAAAUGAUCAUAGCGGUUUCAUUAUGAACAAUAGUAAUCACAUAAAUAAUCCGGGUUUAAAUCCAUUUUUAUGUGUUGAAAAGAGUUGCCAAGUAUUUGCUAAACGAAUGUCAACUUUUUUACUUAAUAUUGAAUUAGGUCAUGCUCUGAUAAUGGCAUCCUUAAUUACAGAAAUCAAACAUUUGCAGAGCACAAUUAAAAGUUUUUCUGACGAUGUUCGGUUUGUUUCUGUUAAUUUUCAUUUAGUUCAUUCAAGAAUUGCUAAACUGGUAACAGAAAAUAUCUCAAAUAAAGAACUGGAAAACAAAUUAGAAUUGAACACAAUCCGAAAAAUUAUCAAUACAUUAAUUGAGAAUCCAUACAAAAGAUUUGACUCUGUGGAUACUCAAAAUGAAUUACAUAUUCGCAGGAAAAAGAAAAGUGUUAAAGGAGAAAGUAGAGAUCUUAUUUGCAUUUUAUCACAUAUAUUAUCUUACUUAGUCCACGACAAUAAAAUGUUGAAAGCAAAUACAGAAGCAAAUUGCAUAGAAGUAUGGUCUAACGCUUCUGAAUGUGGCUGUACUUGGAUAAAUAAAACACAACCAAAACCAAGGAAUCAUUUAACACGGCGUAAUCAUUUUAGUAGAGAAUCAUCAUUUGAUUUUUCAUUGCCUAGGAUGGAAAACAUAGCAAGAAGAUUAUUUACCAAAACUGAUAAUACAAAAAACUUAUCUGAUAGUGAGCAGGACAGUGAUGAUGAUGUUUUCGUAACACCUCCAUCCAGUCCAUCAUUAAUUUUAGAUGAAUCUAAUUUGGAACAUGUCAGUAGUGAAGAUGAAAUGUUUGAUCUUCCAGAUGACAAAUUUGCAGCAUUUAUAGAAGGGAUGGAGCCUACAAAAUUGGAUUUAUAUGUUUACCAAGCUUUAGAAGAUUGUGAUAUAAAUUCAGAUGAAUAUCCACAUAUUUAUCAGUGGAAACAUGCUGUAUCUCUAUAUCCAGAAAUAGAACGAGAAUGUUGGCCUAGCCCAGGGAAAAAAAUUAAAGUAAAAUUAUCAGAUACAUCAAUUUCUAGUGAUUUAAAUAAACAAUUUAGUGCAGUUGAACAAUGGACAAAUAUUGUUGGACCUUAUUCACCUACUAAUAAGUGAUUUUACAUUUUAAAACAAAUUCAUUAAUUGUUAAAGAUCUGGUGGCCUAUGAUUGCAAUGUUUUAUAAAAAAGAGUAUUUGUGAACACAAUGCCAGAUAUUAUUUAUAGAAGUUAUUUUUGAAUUGAAAGUGGAUGUAC